Molecule: messenger RNA, 1138 nt
Organism: Morone saxatilis (striped sea-bass)
Lineage: Eukaryota; Metazoa; Chordata; Actinopteri; Moronidae
Product: insulin-induced gene 2 protein
Exons: 4
Coding region: 56-409 (117 amino acids)
Biological process (GO): cellular response to insulin stimulus; cholesterol biosynthetic process; SREBP signaling pathway
Cellular component (GO): endoplasmic reticulum; SREBP-SCAP-Insig complex
Source: RefSeq, a predicted model, not a curated record
CAUCGACAGCCGCCUCGGCGAGCCGCACAAGUUCAAGCGGGAGUGGUCCAGUGUGAUGCGCUGCGUCGCUGUGUUUGUGGGCAUCAACCACGCCAGCGCUAAAGUGGACUUUGCCAACAACGUCCAGCUGUCUCUGACUCUGGCGGCGCUCUCCAUCGGCCUGUGGUGGACUUUCGACCGCUCCCGCAGCGGCUUCGGGCUCGGAGUAAGCAUCGCCCUGCUGGCAACGCUGGCCACCCAACUCCUGGUUUAUAACGGAGUGUUUCAGUAUACUUCUCCAGACUUCCUGUAUAUUCGCUCCUGGUUACCUUGCAUCUUCUUUGCGGGGGUGAUAACUAUGGGAAACAUAGGACGGCAGCUAGCCUUGUAUGAAUACAAAUUCAUUCAGGAAAAGAGCCAUCAGGACUGAGGGAGCUCUCGGCUCCACCUGGACGUCCUCUCAUAAUGACACUGCACCAACCUGAAGCCAGAGGCGGCGUGGACCCGGAGUGGCUGACUCUCGCCGCUCAGGCGUGUCAAACAAACUCCUGGCUCCUGAUUGGCUCGCCUGGUGCUUCCCGCUGGAACAAAAACAGUAUUUUUUCCGCCAGAGCUCGGCGUCUUAACCCCGAGCUGAGGAGAACAAUGACAGUUUGUUGUGCGUUUUGUUUUUUUUCUCCGGUUUUAUCUCAUCUCACCUGGAAAAGGGAUUAGCGGCGAAAGCUUCUAUCGUUCUUCAGAUCAGCGUUGGCUCCGUUGUGCCAAACACAGUCACACAGGGGGAUCGUAGUCUUAUCUGUUCACAUCCUUCACGUAUUGCUGGAGAACACACAGCUAACUCCUAUCUCCACAGAUGUGUAAUUAGCUUAUAUCUACAGUUAAAUAGGAACAGGAAUGAUGAUGUACAGUAUCAUCGGAUCCAAACAAUGAAAGCAGAGUGAUUUCUUUCUGAUUGUGCGAAGCUGUAAAGAGACUUUGGUUGGAAGCGAACGCUGCAUUUGGACUCAGUUUCAUCCAUAUACGAGCACUGACUCCAGUUUUAAAGAGACAGUUCACCCACGAAAUCUAAAAUACACAGCUUGUUUUAGUUAGAAACACUCAGAAAGAGCAGAAAUAUACAGCAUUAUUCCUGUUAGACGCUGUUUGAAUCCAACUAAAA